Molecule: messenger RNA, 1368 nt
Organism: Porites evermanni
Lineage: Eukaryota; Metazoa; Cnidaria; Anthozoa; Scleractinia; Poritidae
Source: the annotation of a GenBank genome assembly
AUGGCUACGUUCGCUUUAUUGCCGGACUCCGUAAUAAUUCAGAUAUUUUCCUAUCUCUACUAUCCUUCGCUUGUUCGAAACACCAGAGUGUGUAAGCGAUGGCAUCGGUUGGCCUACGACCCAAGCUUGUGGAAAAGUGUUCACCUUCGAGAUAAACACGCUCGAAAGGUAGAAGCGGACACCAUCUCAAGAAUUAUACCCCGUAAAACAAACCUGAUUUCGAGCGUUUAUUUGACCAACUGUGCUGGAGUUAAAGAUGUGUCUCUGGAGCAUAUUGCUUUACACUGUCCAAACCUAAAGAAGCUUUUUCUAGAUGGUUGUGAUUUAAUCACGGACUCCGGUAUUUUUACUUUGGCGCGCAAUUGUAACUCACUUGAAACGGUCUCGAUUCCCUUGAGGAAAAUUUCUGAAAAAGCGCUGACAAGUUUGGUCAAAAGUAACCCUGGAGUGAAAGCCCUAUACGCUUAUUCUAUCGCUGUCACAGAAAAUACAGUCAAGGUAAUUUCAAGGGGAUGCCCUGAUCUCGAAAAACUUAUAGUUUUCGAGGCGUCCCUCGAGGACAAUCAACGAAGCUACACGGAUGCUUUGACCGACAAAAUGGUACGACUUUUGUCGAAUGGUUGUCCAAAAUUGAAGGAGUUAACGCUACGCUAUAACCAAGUCCUAGUGACGGAUAAAAGCUUGUCUUCCUUGGCGAAAAAAUGCCGAAAGUUGGAGUCCUUCGUCAUUGAUUACUGUGACAAAGACGGUGGUAUAACUGACUUUGGGGUUUGUACAAUCGCUCAAUUAUGCCGAAAUUUAAAAUGCUUAAAUAUUUCAAACGGGGUCAUCACGGAUGUGUCUUUGAUUGUGAUCGCUGAUCAUCUGCCUUGCCUUGAAGAUCUGUCCUUAGAAUUUAGUGAAAUUACAGAUGUUGGAGUCUAUGCUCUCAUGAACAGAUGCGAAAAACUUUCGCGACUCAUUGUCCACAAUUCGAACAGUUUGGAAACAGGUAUCACGGAUAAUGCAGCUUGCGUGAUCGCUAAUUAUGCCAGCGAUCUUUUUCAUUCUCUGGGUUUAGGUUUUGCGGAGAUCACGGACGAAGGUCUCAAGACAAUUUGUUACAAUGUGGAACUGACGUUUUUGUCUAUAAAUGGGUGCAACAAACUCACUUACGAGGGGCUUAAAUCGUGUUUUUGUUAUCUUGAUUGUUUGUGGUAUUUGGAUAUAAGUUUCACGGACAUUGUUAGUGAAGGUGAGCAGCUGUUGGAGAUCGGUGACUCGCUUCCUUUUUUAGAAACACUGGACAUCACAGACUGUUUCAGUAUUUCACAAGAAAGCGUGAAAGCUUUCAAAGAAAAAUUUCCGGACUGCAGAGUCAACAUGUAA